Messenger RNA from Dicrocoelium dendriticum, 234 nucleotides. The record is from the annotation of a GenBank genome assembly. Lineage: Eukaryota; Metazoa; Platyhelminthes; Trematoda; Plagiorchiida; Dicrocoeliidae.
AUGGAGGAGCAAAAUUCGAUGCGAGUUGUCACACAACUCAGUAGACGACUCAACACGGAGUCGGCUAGCGCGGCUACGGAGACGCUCACGUCCUUGUUGAUACUCCCAACAGUUUCGGAGACUUCGGCCGAUUUAAUUAUAAACUUUCUGUUCUGCUCGGUUUUCACAAGUGAAAUCCGAAGUCGCGUUAAAACUGGUAGCUCCUCAGAUCGAUUAGUCGGAGACCAUUACUGA